Puntigrus tetrazona (Sumatra barb) is the source of this 1098-nucleotide messenger RNA. RefSeq names its product NME/NM23 nucleoside diphosphate kinase 3 (gene nme3). The coding region runs from base 73 to 615 and encodes 180 amino acids. Gene Ontology annotation, biological process: UTP biosynthetic process; GTP biosynthetic process; CTP biosynthetic process. The transcript has 5 exons. NCBI's taxonomy places the organism in Eukaryota, Metazoa, Chordata, Actinopteri, Cypriniformes, Cyprinidae. Gene Ontology annotation, molecular function: nucleoside diphosphate kinase activity. The record is from RefSeq and is a predicted model, not a curated record.
UGCCUGCGCGGUGCUCACACGUGAUUGGUCAGUUGGUGCGCCGUUCCGCGCGAGACUGCCGCGCGCGUAAUAAUGGGCUCUAAAAGGUCGUUGUCUGACACAAAGGAAGUCGAGGAUUUAGAGGCAAAACACGCCAGGAUCGUUGAGUCAGGAUGGACCGGCACAAACGAGCGCACCUUCAUCGCAGUGAAGCCAGACGGAGUUCAGCGGAGACUGGUCGGUGAAAUCAUCCGGCGCUUCGAGCGCAAGGGUUUCAAACUGGUCGGCAUGAAGCUCCUGCAGGCAUCAGAGGAGCAGCUCAGAGAGCACUACCGGGACCUGAGGGAGAAGCCCUUCUACAGCGGCUUGGUCAGAUACAUGAGCUCUGGACCCAUUGUUGCAAUGGUAUGGCAGGGGCUGGAUGUGGUCAAGACCGCCAGGAAGAUGCUUGGAGAGACGAACCCCGCAGACUCUCUCCCAGGCACUAUCAGAGGAGACUAUUGUGUUGAAGUGGGCAGGAACGUGAUUCACGGCAGUGAUUCAGUCGAAAGUGCUCAGAGAGAGAUUUCGCUGUGGUUCAAGCAUCACGAGUUGUUCUGCUGGGAGGAGUGUAGUGAACACUGGAUCUAUGCUUGAAGCCCAUCAUAUAACACUCACGCAGUCUUCAUUAAGUACAGCUUCUCUCUGCUCAAGCCAUAAAGUGACCAAAAAAAUAAAAAAAGGAUUAGCUAGUUAUUGGUCAAGCUAUCUUGAAUGUAAUGGUUUUCUGAUGGCUUCCUUUGCGAAUGUGUAAUCUUCAGAGAUAUUCACUUCAUCACUAAUCUUUGGUCGGUUGGUAAGUCAUGCACUACUUUGAGUUGUUUACAUCCACUUGAAAGAUGUUGUUUACAUUUUUACCUCCAACUUUUGAUAUGGAAAUGCUUCUUGUCAUCUUGAUGCACUCUGUAAAAUACAUGUAUUAAUCAUGACUCAAAAGGAAAGCAAUAAUAAAUGAUUGAGCCAGCAUGCUCUGAUAAAACCUAAUAUGAACAUCCUAGCAAUGCUUUGUCUUACUCUAGUGCUUGGAACUCAGUUGACCAAAGGGCGCCUUACUUUACAAAUAAAUUAUUUCUUUGUUGA